Molecule: messenger RNA, 1910 nt
Organism: Copidosoma floridanum
Lineage: Eukaryota; Metazoa; Arthropoda; Insecta; Hymenoptera; Encyrtidae
Gene: xit
Product: ALG6/ALG8 family glucosyltransferase xit
Biological process (GO): protein N-linked glycosylation; dolichol-linked oligosaccharide biosynthetic process
Cellular component (GO): endoplasmic reticulum membrane
Molecular function (GO): dolichyl pyrophosphate Glc1Man9GlcNAc2 alpha-1,3-glucosyltransferase activity
Source: RefSeq, a predicted model, not a curated record
UACAGCUUACUAAAGAAUCCGUUGCAACAGGUGUUCGUAUUUUAACGUUGGUAUUAUAUAUAUGUAUAUGCAAGCAUUGUUGCAGACGACACGACGAACGACGAGUGUUGUGACGUUUUGUUGUUUUGUGUCUUGUGUGUAACCUAUAUCAUUGUCGGCUGACGUGUAUAUCUGAAUACAACCCGGCUCUUGAGAAAAAAGUAUUAAUUAUGUCAAAUUCAAAAUCUGAAAGUUGUAAUGACUCUGAUCUAGAAGUUUUUGAAGAAAAAUCGUUUUCUUGUGACAAGUUUCUUAUAAAAAUUUUCACUCUCAUCACAUGCAUAAAAGUUCUUCUAAUUCCAACAUAUCAUUCAACGGAUUUUGAAGUUCAUCGCAAUUGGCUUGCCAUCACAAACAGUUUAAAAAUAGAUGAAUGGUACACAAGUUCAAAGUCUCAGUGGACAUUAGAUUAUCCUCCUUUUUUCGCUUGGUUUGAAUAUGCCUUGAGUAAAGCAGCAGUUUUCUUUGAUCCCGAGAUGCUGAAAGAUGAUAAUUUUGAUUAUGCUUCUACAAAUACCAAAUUUUUUCAAAGACUGACAGUCAUGAUUGCCGACCUGUUUUUCGUUUACGGUGUGAAAGAAGUAGGGCAAGUUUUUUGUAAAUCAAAUAAAAGUUUUGUUGCACUAACUCUUCUAUCUUUGUGUAACAUUGGAUUACUUGUUGUGGACCACAUACAUUUUCAAUACAAUGGAUUCCUUCUUGGUGUUUUGUUGAUAUCAAUAGCAAAAGUAUCAAGAGUAUCAAGUGACAUCAGCGUUUUGCAAGGAGCUAUGUGGUUUUCUAUACUUCUAAAUUUGAAACAUUUAUAUUUAUACGUAGCUCCAGCUUAUGGCGUAUGGCUUUUGAGAAGCUACUGUUUAAAGGGUGAUAAAUUUAUUUCCCGAUUUUUAAAACUUGGAGCAAUAGUGAUUUUCGUAUUCUGCCUGGCAUUUGGACCAUUUGUACAUCAAAUACCUCAAGUCUUAUCUAGACUAUUUCCAUUUAAAAGAGGGCUUGUUCAUUCAUACUGGGCUGCAAAUGCUUGGGCGCUGUAUGCUGGAGUCGAUAAAAUUUUAUCUGUGAUAUGGAAGAAAGCUGGUUGGCUGGACAACAUUAAAGUCGCUUCAAUGACUGGUGGACUAGUUCAAGAAGAAUCAUUUACAGUUUUACCCACUCCAACGCCAUUAGUUACAUUUCUUAUUACUUUCGUGAUGAUGGUUCCUGCUCUUUGUGUUUUAUUUUUUAAGAAAGAAAAACAUAGCAAUUCCAAAAAUUUCGUAAGAUGUGUCGUGAUAUGUGGCCUCACUUCUUUCAUGUUUAGCUGGCAUGUCCAUGAAAAAGCCAUACUUACAGCUAUAAUACCACUAUGUGUUCUUUCAACAAUAGAUAUCAAUGAUGCCAGGAUAUUCAUUUUGUUGAGUUCAGCAGGCCAUGCAGCUCUAUUUCCAUUACUUCAUCCAGUGUAUUUGACACCGUUGAAAUUAUUUUUGUGGUUUGCAUAUUUUCUUGGAUCGCUAAUUCUGUUCAAGAAUAAUUUUUCCGGUAAAACACUGCACAUCUUAGAGUGGCUGUAUUUGGCGCUCAUUCCUGGUAUGACGAUUUACGAAAGUGUGUUGCACAGAGUCAUUUUUGGUGAUAAACUUCCUUUUUUGCCAUUGGCAUUGACAUCUGUUUAUUGUGCAAUAGGAGUUUCAUAUUCAUACAUUAUUUAUUACUGCAAGUACGUUUUCGAGGACAAUGCACCUAUUCAAAACCAAAGACGGAAGAGCACUGAAAAUAGCACGAAAUGUGAACUGGAAAAAGAUGCUUGAGACUUAACAUUAAGAUACUCGCUUCAAAAGUUGAAUAAAGCCUUUGAUUAAUAUUUUUAAUACUUACAUCAGUUAUUUUAA